Molecule: messenger RNA, 1006 nt
Organism: Rhododendron vialii
Lineage: Eukaryota; Viridiplantae; Streptophyta; Magnoliopsida; Ericales; Ericaceae
Product: zinc finger protein 8-like
Exons: 2
Coding region: 116-907 (263 amino acids)
Biological process (GO): trichome differentiation; response to gibberellin; trichome morphogenesis
Molecular function (GO): DNA-binding transcription factor activity
Source: RefSeq, a predicted model, not a curated record
CCUCUCUUUCCCUCUCCUCCACUCCUAGGUGGUGCACUUCUUCCACCUUUCCUCCUUUAUUCAUUUAACCUAAAACAACAACCACCAUCACCACUCUCUCUCUCUCUCAAUCCUCAUGGAAAAGAUAGAGAGAGAAACACACGACUUCAUGAACGUCGAGUCCUUCUCUCAGCUCCCCUUCAUCCGCCCCGCACCGGUCAAGGAUCAAAAAACCGGCAUCCGCCUCUUCGGCAUAGAAUUCGGCACAACCACCACCGCAGACGAAUCAGUACUCUCUGGCGACGCCACCACCCCAGAGCCACCGAAAGAAACCGACAGCGGCGGAGAUAGUAACCGAAAAUUCGAGUGUCACUACUGCUGCAGGAACUUCCCCACCUCCCAAGCCCUAGGGGGCCACCAAAACGCCCACAAGAGGGAACGGCAGCACGCCAAGAGGGCCCACCUCCACUCCACCGCGGCCUCUGCCAUGUUCCACGGAGGUUACCGCCUUGGCUCCGCCCCGGUGCCACCGCCCCUCAUGGCUAGUUACCAACACUCGUGGAAUGCUAGUAUUACUAACGGCGGCAGCAGCAUUUACGAUACUACCCCUAGGUUUUAUGGAACUAGUUACGGUUCUUCUUCUUCUUCUUCUUCAUAUAUUUCUCAUUAUCAUCAUCAUCAGCAGCAGCAGCAGCAGCAGCCCAUAAACGGGAGCCCAAUGGGUUCGUUGUGGAGGAAUAUUCCGGCAGUCCAAAGCUCGGGUGGUUUUAAUCGUGACCGUUCGUUAAUGCAUCAUCCGUUGCCCUUGUUUUCUAACGAUGCGAUGCCGUCGCAGAAGAUAAUUGGUAGCUCUGACGCUCAAAGCGUGCAGGAUCAUAUUACAAUUUUUGUGCCAGUCAAACCCCAAAGAUGUGUAAAAGGUGUAUGAAUUAGAGUUGAGGUGGAACCUCUUGCCAUGAGUCACAAGGACAGAAGUUAGCAUUGCUCUUUCAGAAGUUGGCAUAUUUAGGAACUCUCGCCUCGUGUG